AUGGAACACACUCCUGCGCCUUACGGUCCCAGAGCCGUGUACGGAUACGCUAUGUACAUAGGUGCAAAUAUGAUUUUUCUGUUGUACGUGAUAUGGACGGUGGUGCCGGACGAAGUACUGCACGAUUAUUUCGGCUUGACUUAUUGGCCAUCAAAAUAUUGGGCGGUCGCGAUUCCCAUAUGGGCGCUGACCGCCCUUGCUACAUUUGCCUUCCUGAUCUAUCCGGCUAUCAAUAUGUCAAUAACUCCGGAUAUCGAUGAUAUACGUACCAUCACGGAUAAAUACGCCCUACAGAAAACCGAGACUGCUCCAGGCGGAAUACCAGCUGUAUCUGAUAUACCCAUUACAGAAGUUUGCAGGGAAUUGUAUUUGAGAAAAAGUUAACUUUAUAUGAAAUAUAUGGCACAAUUAAUUUUUUAAUUAAGGAAUAUAUACAAUUUAUUAGAAAUAUUAUUUGAGAAACCUAUACAUAUAAAGCUGAGUUAAUUGUGGAAAAUGUUAUAGAAUAAUGAUUCACUUGCGGUAUUAGAAUAAUUAAAAAAAAAACGUUUUCAACAAAUUUACAUAACAUUCCAAAAUUAGAUCUGUAUUAUUUUAGAAAUAAGCAGUAUACCACAAAGUUAAACCAAACUCACGUAUCCAAAUAUAUGGUAAAAUAUAUAAAUAUAUAAAUAUAUGCUAGACAUUUUAUUUAUAUUAUUGUGCUUAUUUAUUAUUAAUAAAUGUAUGUAUGACAAUCGUUUUUGAC
Messenger RNA from Cataglyphis hispanica, 748 nucleotides. RefSeq names its product phosphatidylinositol N-acetylglucosaminyltransferase subunit P (gene PIG-P). Gene Ontology annotation, biological process: GPI anchor biosynthetic process. Gene Ontology annotation, molecular function: phosphatidylinositol N-acetylglucosaminyltransferase activity. Lineage: Eukaryota; Metazoa; Arthropoda; Insecta; Hymenoptera; Formicidae. The record is from RefSeq and is a predicted model, not a curated record. The transcript has a single exon. The coding region runs from base 1 to 384 and encodes 127 amino acids.